AUGAGAUUCAAAAAUCGUGAACAAGCGGGAAAAAUGCUCGCAGAUCGUUUAAUCAACAAAUAUAAUAAUGCCAGCAAAGAUUUUAUCGUAUUGGCUUUACCAAGAGGUGGGGUGCCGGUUGCUUAUCAAAUAUCAGAAAGAUUAAAAGCUCCUUUGGAUGUAUUUCUAGUAAGAAAACUAGGUGUAGAAGGGCAAGUAAUUACAUUUAUUGCAUUAUUUAGGCAAGAGGAAUUAGCAAUGGGUGCAAUUACCGAGACAGCUACAGUUUUUAACCAUGAUAUUAUUGAUGUGUUACGAAUUGAUGAGAAGUCGAUUAAACGUGUUAUCGCUAAAGAAAAAAGCGAAUUACAACGUCGUAAUCAAAAAUAUCGCAAGGGUAAAACCCCUGUUGAUGUAUCUGGAAAGAUCAUAAUAUUGGUAGAUGAUGGAAUCGCAACAGGUGCAACAAUGAGUGCUUGUUGCACUUCAUUAAAACAAUUAAAUCCCAAAAAAUUGGUCGUGGCGGUACCAGUAGCAGCCUCUGACACCAUUUCGAAAAUAAUUAAAAAAGUAGACGAUGUGGUAUGUGUUUUGACACCAGAGAAUUUAAUGGGUAUCGGACAAUGGUAUGAAGAUUUCACUCAGAUGGAAGACCAAGAAGUUUUAGAAUUAUUGGAAAAGGCAGAGAAAGUGUGUUCAUCAAAAUCAAAACCAAAAAGUUUUAAACGUGAAUUAGAGUUGAGUAGGCGGGUGAAGCAGCUGUCAGAAGAAAAAUUGGAAAAAAUUGUCAAAGAUGAAAAGGUGAAAUGUAUAGAUGAUUGUGAUAUAAGGAAAUAUAUAUUGGUUGGUAAUCAAUACGAAACUGCUCGUAAAAAAAUGAGACUUUUGGAAUAUGAUGCAGAAUUGGAGGGAUCUGAUGAAGAUGAAAAUAAAGUAUUGAGUGAUUUGGAGAUUUCAGAAAACAAUAUUUCAGACGAUUUAAAUGUUGAGAAUACUAGUAAAAACAAUGUAGAAAAUACUAAAGAUAUUCAAAAUAUUAAGGCUAAUACUCACAUUAAAGAUAUUGGAAAUGUUAAAGAUACUGAAAAUACUAAAGAUAUUGAGAUUAAUGCAAGUAUUAAAGAUAUUGGAAAUGUUGAAGAUACUAAAAAUACUAAAAAUGUUGAGAUUAAUACAAGUACUGAAGAUAUUGUAAAUGUUGAAGAUACUAACAAUACCAAAGAUAUUGGAGAUAUUGAAGUUCAUAUAAGUUCUGAAGAUGUUGGAAAUGUUGAAGAUAUCCAAAAUACUAAAGAUGUUGAAGAUAUUGAGGUUAAUACAAGUAUUGAAGAUGUUGGAAAUGUUGAAGAUACUAGGGACAUUAUUGGAAAUACUCAAGAUAUGGAAUACAUUGAUGUUAACACAGAUGCUGAAGAUCUUGCAGAUACUGAAGAUUUUAUUGGAAAUACUCAAGAUAUGAAAAAUAUAGAAGAUUAUUUGGAUGAAUCAAAUUCAUCAUUGUCACCCUCAACUAAUCACAUCGAGGAAAUAAAUGAUGAUAAUUAA
Messenger RNA from Entrophospora sp. SA101, 1524 nucleotides. The record is from the annotation of a GenBank genome assembly. NCBI's taxonomy places the organism in Eukaryota, Fungi, Glomeromycota, Glomeromycetes, Entrophosporales, Entrophosporaceae.